AUGAGAGCCUCGACUCUCACCGUCAGCCUUGCAUCGGUAGUCGUGCUGCUGUCGUCCGUCCAGGUCAUCGCGGCCGGUGCCGAUGCCGGCAAACCAGGACAGCGCACCAAAGUCCAGCGGUCUCCUGCUGUUUUUAGCUUCAAUAACAACGCUAGGAGCCCCCAGGAUCCCAAUGUAUUCGUAAGCUACGACUAUGGAUACUCGUAUCCUCCGUCUCCGCCGACCACGUACGCUGAGCAGCUGUCGUCGACCGCGACUUCUCUUGCCUCCGGCAGCGAAGCGUCUUACACCAAGAACAUCUCAGUUGCUAGCAUCACCGGUACUCCGGGCGUCUCUGGUUCUGCCACGACCGGCUCUACCGACUCUUCUGGAGCUACCGUCACUGUCUCUAAUACUGUCAUUGUCUAUUACCCUAACUCAACCAAUGGAGGACUCUCCAUCUCGAGCGGUAGCUCCUUCAUCACAUUGACUGAGUCGCUCAGUACAGUCACCUCGGGAACUUGGUCAUCGUCCGCGACGAUUUCUACUCUUUGGCCCCCUGCCAACACCUCGUCCUCGUCUUCAAGCUCGGCUGCCAGUGUUUCAACUGGUUCUGUGACUGGAAAUACCCCUGCUACCACUAGCCAGUCCACCACAAUUACCUCUUCAUCAGUGGUGGAUGAGCCACCGGUGUCGAGGCCUCCACCGCCAGGACCGUCAAGCAGUCUAACCAUCCCAGCAACUUCAAGCGGACUCAACCAGACAACUUCUCUCAUACGGGACCCAAGUCAGUCAAUCUCGUCUGCAAACUCUUUUGGGACCCUCGCCACGAGUACCGACAUCACUUUCACUAUCAGUAGCGCCUUUUCGAGCAGUAGCAUCAUUCUGUCAACUGUCGGUUCAGUCACUGUGUCACUGACCGUAACCCAGCCAGUCCCAUCAUCGAUGGAUACCGAAUCUGGUACCCUUGCUAGCAUCACUGAGACAGAAGCCUCCCAUACUUCUUUUGAAGUAUCACGGAAUAUCUACGACUACCACUGUGAACUCCUCCAGCAUCGAUACUGUUUCGACAGCGUCCAUUGUACUCACUGGGUCGAGCCAGACGAUGCCCGUUUCGCAAAACACGUCGGCAUCAGUCUCUUCAACUCGGUUGCCACCUUUGAUUUCCAAUUCAUUGGCGCAAACAUUGCCGGGCACUGGUUCUACCACCCCAUCUUUCUCUGGUGUAACGUCGACCGGAACUUUCACUUUGCCAGCCACGGUCUUUCCCAGUCGGCCUGGAACAAUGACGCAGCCCGUGGAAACGCCGUGGUCGACAUGGAACUCCACUAUGCUCACUGCGCCAAUUCCAUCCACGUUACUGUCACGAAGCCUUCCCGGAAACCUGACUUCUCUUCCGAUCACCUCAAUUCAUACAUCUUGGUCCUCAGGCCAGACGGAAACACUAGCCCCUUCAACCGGCUUCAACACAUCCCUGGUUCAAUCAACUCGGAUACUUACCGCAUCCAACACGACUUUCAUUGUUGUUGGAACUGCAUCCAUUGUCUCCAGUGCAACUCGCAAGGAUACCCACCUAAUUCAACUUCGUCGCUGCCCUCUUCCUCAACCCCUUCGGUCCCCGCGAGCUCAGUUGAAGCAGACCCAACUGUCCUAAUAACUCUCAGCUCCAAUGGAUUGAUCAUCGUGUCAACGCUCACCCGUACUCCACAGGCCACAUCGGGGUGGAAUAGUACAGCACAGAGUCCCACUGCAAUUGGCAGUCAGACAACUAUCGGUACGGGUGUGUCUAUCGCUACACUAACAGAAUCGUGGGCUCCGGACGCUUCCAGCUCGCACUCAGCUUUCAUUAGCUCAUCAACACCGGCGCAGACAACCGAAAUCACUUCAUCCGCUUGGAACAAUACGUGGAAAAUCACGUCUACGUCGUCCGGGAUCUCAAGCCUGCCAACACUAUUCCCAACCACUGGUGCUGCAACUGCAGGAAGCAGUACGUCGAAUGGCUUGCAAAGCCCUGCUUUCAGCUCCUCGACAACCUCAACGACUACUUGGAAUGCAUCAGAUACACCGACCUUCACUUCGAUCAGUGUUGCGAUAUCUUCUCCCAUUUCUUUACCAGUCACAUCGGGCUCGCAAACGGCCAUGCCGUUUCCUUUGCCAAACUCAACUAUCGUUACUACCCACCAAGCGACGGUGUUUGCUACGACGAUGUUUGGAACAGGAUCUGCUACAAUGGCUCCAAGCGGAACGGAUAGUGCACCGUGGUCAACAUCGAAGAUGACGAGCAGCGUCUUCGCCAGUGGGAUCAAUUCAACACUUCUGGGCACCGGGAAUCCGACGCCUUGGUCUAUACCCAACACAAUUAGUGUUAGCUUGACAGGAACCGGAUUCCCGAGCUCCCACACUCUCACUGGGUUGCCGUUGUCGAAUGCUUCCUCCCUCGGUCCAUCGGUAACUACCGUCAAUGCAACCGGUUCCGUCGUUACUUUUGGAACAUCGGAUCCUUUGACGAUAACCAGGGUCAUCGGUGGCUCGGUAUCAUCCCAUGUCGUCACAGUGGUCUUGCCCACGUCGACUCUUGUCAUAACAGGAACGGGUUCUUUUAUUAGAACGAGCAUCAUCGUCACUUCUGUGCCUCCUUUCCCUGCCAACUCGACAUUUUGGCCGAUUGGUACCAUUGGCUCUGUCAGUGAAGCACCGUCCGCAACAGAACCCCUUCCCUCGACGUCCAACAGGUCCAGUGUUACAGUCACUUAUCCUGCACUGAACAUCACUUCGUCGAUUCGACCUCCGGCAACAGCUACACUCAGCAGUACCAGUCUCACGGCUCCACGGAACUCAACAUUUAGGAUUACAUCCACAGCGGACCCUUCAAAUCCGCCUGCAGCGAGCACAGUAGCUACCACAUCGGCAUGGAACAGCUCUUGGACCUUGUCGCUAAUCAGUGUCCCCGUCACCAUGCCCACCACUCCACAGCUGCCUAACUCAACGUGGACUGCAAGUGCUAACGCCACUUGGACAGCGACCAAUCUCUCCAGCGACCCAUCGACCUCAAACAGGAUGUCUCUUUCAAAACAAACUUCUGUCAGCUUGCCUCCUUGGCCAGUCUCUAAUUCCACAACUUCAAUUUGGGCGACAGGAUCAGUCAUAUCGUCAACAGAUACCGUCACAUCAGGGACUGCGUCCUCGACUUCUACCCCCAUCUUCCCGCCAUGGCCUACACACAACUCCACGACGGCCUCGAUCACAGGCACAUUAUCAAUCCCUGUCAUUCCCUCGUCUGUGAUCGUUGGAACAGACAUCACCAAGUCGGUUUCGACAUCGUUCCCUUGGACCAACGUGACCUCCAGGCCCUCAACAGGUGUCUUGACUGCAUCUGUCAUUAUUGUGACUGGAGGAGUAACAAUCACUUUGCAGCCAACAGGGACGUCCCUAAUCAGCAUCACCGCUGUUCCGUCGUUGACCAUUAAUGGUACGGUUCUGCAGACCUUAACUGCAAACGGAACCUUUUCUCACACAUCUGCCAAGGCUUCCAGAACUCUGGCGUCACCUUUCCCUACUGGAAACUUGACUCUGAUACCUGGGCCCACAGGAAUCAGCACCUCAAGUAUUCCACUUUCCGCUGCGAUGUCAGAGACCGGAGGAAUCACAGUCAGCUCAUCUCUUUCAACCAUCCUGCCGCCAUUUCCAACUGCAAACUCUACACGCAUGGGAACCCUCACAAUAUCUAACAGCGCUUUUACUCUUAUCUCGACACUAACGGGGUUUCCCAGCACGUUGUUCGGCAGUGUCACCGGUCCGCCUGCUUCCCCCACACUGCCACCUUUCCCAACUACAAACUCAACACUGAUGUCCGGUCCGACAGGAAGCGGCACUGCGGUAUCACCUACUGCUUCAGGAACAGUAUUUCAAACCAGAGAGCCCGUUGAAACUCCCACCGGCGCUCCUUUAAUCACGAUCCCGCCGUCAUUUCCAACGGGACAUUCCACAGUUAUUCCAGGACCGACAGUCAACGUGUCCACUACUGCGUCGGGCUCUGUUGUUUCCAAUCUUACAAUUACUAGGUCUAAUGGGAGUAUUACUGAGAUCGUCACGAUCAUCCCCUCUUCGGUCAUAUCCCCGCCGUUUCCAACCUCCAAUGGCACCGUGGGUCAAAGCCCAACAGGCACACUCGUUGGUACGGGGGUCACCAGGACAUCAUCCGGAACAGGUGGCCCAUUCUUCAGUCCCACGGUCAUUAGCUCGACUUGGAGCCAGUGGCUGAACACGACUUCUUCAAGCACGUUGUCUGCCACUGGCGGUUCGACACUUUCAUCUGGCACGAUGUUUGCGACAACUUCGCCCAACGCGAGCGACUCAAGUGUCCUCUCGAGAGCAAUGUCGACCCAAUCCAUCUUUAACAGUACGAUCUCGAGGCUGCCGACGAUUUCUUCGGCUGUAACAGGAAUCCUCACCAACAUCUCCGCAACUGACUCAAAGCCCUUCACAUCUGUGCCUCCGUUUGCCAACUCGACCACCAUUGCUGGUGCAGUUCCAACCACACACCUCACCUGGACGCUCUCAGGAACCAUCUUUCAUUCUGUGUCCAUAUUGCCUGUAUCUACGCCUUCAUCUAUCUCAUCGUCAAUCUCUACUCGAACUCUCUCGGGAACCGCACCAACAGUUCCUACAGAAACAUUCGUUCCUGUUUCCAGAGUCUCUUCGUCUGUCACUGAUUCGCGUCUAGGGCCGCUUCCGUCGUUUACCAUCUCAGACCAGCCAACUAUAACCGAUUCAACAGGCCUUCCAUCUGUCACUUACACUCCUUGCCAUACCGUCACCAUAACCAACGGCACCAUUACUCAAAUUGUUACUAGAAGUGUUCUCAUUACUUCCGCGACGGCUAGCGCUAAUCCGACACUGGUUUAUCCACCUUCUGCGAAUGGUACAAUCUUGUCAGCAAGCACAUCAUGUCCAUCGAAGUGGAAGAACACCACUACUUCGGCAGCUGGAUUCAAGAGCACAUGGACUUCUUUCAUCUUGACCAACCGAACAUCCUCCCCCCCGGGAUCCGUGACUACCUUUAUCACAUCAAAAAUGAGCCGUCUGGGUGAUCCCAACAGAGGAAAUAGUGGGCUUCCUGCUGUGAGCAACUUUGUGGUCGGCACGCCGACGACCACAAUCACUGACGCUCCCUUGCCGUUCAACUCAGCCUACCCUUGGGGGGGUCUUGGCCCGGUUUUCCGGCAUCACGACGAGUCCAGCCCGGAGACGGGCGACGGAUCAGUCAAUAAGCCUAUGGAUCCCAAGGAAAAUGGCGCCUGGUGGGCUCGUUGGAAGAGACACUCCGACCGCCUGUCAUCCCUAAGGGCGAAUAGUGAUAUGUGA
This is a messenger RNA of Colletotrichum destructivum, 5343 nucleotides long. RefSeq lists its product as uncharacterized. Lineage: Eukaryota; Fungi; Ascomycota; Sordariomycetes; Glomerellales; Glomerellaceae. The record is from RefSeq and is a predicted model, not a curated record. The transcript has 5 exons. Bases 1 to 5343 code for a protein of 1780 amino acids.